AUGGCAGCUGAUCAAGGCCAGCAGCAGGCAUCCAGUGAGUCCAUGGCGACAAGGGCUGAGAAGGCUCCGAUCACCGUGGAGAGGAAGAUCCGCAAUGAUUUGGAGACCAAGCUCCCCAAACCAUACAUGCCUAGGGCUAUGAUUGCGCCUGACAUGGAGAACAUCAAUGGCACGUGGGGCCAUAAGCAUUCCAACAUGUCUGUGCUUCAACAGCAUGCAGCAUUCUUCGACCAGGACAACGAUGGUAUAAUCUACCCUUCCGAAACAUGCAGAGGAUUUCGUGCACUCGGGUUUAAUCCGGUUGCUUCGUUCAUCUUCAUGGUUCUUGUCCAUGGAGCUAUGAGUUAUGCUACUCUUCCUACAUGGAUACCGUCGCCUUUCUUCGCAAUUCACAUAGAGAACAUACACAGGGCAAAACAUGGAAGUGACUCAGGGACCUAUGACACAGAGGGAAGGUACAUUCCUGCAAAUCUGGAGAACAUGUUCAGCAAGUACGCCCGCACUGUGCCUGAUAAGCUUACAUUCAAGGAGCUUUGGCACAUGACUCAGGCUAACCGUGAUGCCUUUGAUUUCUUUGGCUGGAUUGCAAGUAAACUGGAAUGGGGAGUUCUGUAUGUUCUUGCAAAAGAUGAAUACGGCUACUUGGCAAAGGAAGCCGUGAGGCGUUGUUUUGAUGGAAGCUUGUUCGAGUACUGUUCGAAGUUGCAGAAGGGUGCUGUUAGUAAGAUGGGAUGA
Messenger RNA from Pyrus x bretschneideri (Chinese white pear), 735 nucleotides. RefSeq names its product peroxygenase-like. Gene Ontology annotation, molecular function: monooxygenase activity; calcium ion binding. The transcript is spliced from 6 exons. NCBI's taxonomy places the organism in Eukaryota, Viridiplantae, Streptophyta, Magnoliopsida, Rosales, Rosaceae. The record is from RefSeq and is a predicted model, not a curated record. Bases 1 to 735 code for a protein of 244 amino acids.